Molecule: messenger RNA, 598 nt
Organism: Hordeum vulgare subsp. vulgare (domesticated barley)
Lineage: Eukaryota; Viridiplantae; Streptophyta; Magnoliopsida; Poales; Poaceae
Product: small polypeptide DEVIL 6-like
Exons: 2
Coding region: 1-201 (66 amino acids)
Biological process (GO): negative regulation of cell population proliferation
Source: RefSeq, a predicted model, not a curated record
AUGAAAAGGAAUCGCCAAGACCGAAGAGGCAUACCUUCCGACCAUUUCGUCGAACACCUCGGCCGCGGGGGGAGCGGAAUUGUUCAAUGGCAUCGCCGGAGCACCUCCUUGCGGGGGGGGGGGGGGAUGCUGCGGGAGCACAGGGCCAGGCUCUACAUCAUCCGGCGCUGCGUCGUCAUGCUGCUCUGCCACCAUGACUGAUGCUCGCUCCGUCGAUCGAUGCAUGGUUACCUGCGUCCCUGCCCCUGCUACAUCGUCUCUGCCUGCUCCUCUGUCCGGCCACCAUGUAUCUAGGUUAGGUAUUGUUGUUUCCAUCUUGGUUUUGUUCGUUUGUUCAUAGGCUGUGCAGGCUUGGCAGAUUAACUCUCGGUGUACAUAUUAGGCAGGGAACGUAGGUAGUUAUUUUCUGAAUUCUAACAGUUACUCUGGGUUUCUUCAAGGCUUGUUCGGUGUGGUGUGGUGCUCCUAAGCCCUGCAAUGGCGAGGAUUGCACAUGUAUCGAUCUGUUCUGGGCACGUUGUUGGUAUAUUGGCUGUGUUUUUGCUCUAUGGAAAAUGAAAGGCCAAAAAUAGAAAGAAUGAAUGAAAAAAGUUAUCCA